Molecule: messenger RNA, 4112 nt
Organism: Aptenodytes forsteri (emperor penguin)
Lineage: Eukaryota; Metazoa; Chordata; Aves; Sphenisciformes; Spheniscidae
Gene: THRAP3
Product: thyroid hormone receptor associated protein 3
Exons: 13
Coding region: 1199-4102 (967 amino acids)
Biological process (GO): positive regulation of transcription by RNA polymerase II
Cellular component (GO): mediator complex
Molecular function (GO): transcription coregulator activity; DNA binding
Source: RefSeq, a predicted model, not a curated record
CUGAUAAUGAAGGCUGUUGUGAGCAAAUAAAGUAGCAGUUCAGCUGUUUCUCCCAAACUGAAUGUUUGUGCUAGCAAACACCAAAUGGGUGACAAGAUGCCCAGGCAAGAAUGUUUUCUCUAAUGAGGUGCUAUCUUGUUUGCUUUGGGUCUUACAGCAAAAUAAACCAUAACAGUUUCAUUAAAUGCUGGCCAGAAAGGAACAAGUAAAUUUUUGUUUUCCUACCACAGUUAUAUAGAGCUUUCUACAAAUGCUUUUACAAAAUAUUUAAUAUUUGCAAGUUAAUGUUUUGUAAACACUGUGUCAUAAACUGAAACUACUGUAUCAAGUUUUGCAGCGCUGUGCACACUUCUAAGGUAUGUACAUAAGCCAUUUCACUUGUUUCCAAAUGUUCUUAGUGUUUAUGCUCAGUCUAUUAUAGAUAGAUAUGAAGACAAAUAAACUGCUUCUUUUAGUAGGGACAUAUCUGCUGUGUUUUUCUCUCUAAGCUGACAAAUUGUGGUGCUACAUGGUCUAGCAAUCCUCAAUGACAUGCUUGAGAUGGAGUGAUUUCAGCUGUAACAUUUUGUUAGAUGGCUUUUCUGUACAGGGCCGUGGUGGUUCUGUUCUGCUUUAACAUCUGUGAAAGGUCUGAAAUAAUGAUGAGUACUGCUUGAAAGACUUCAAAAAAAGGAGUGGAAGAUGGAAAGAAACAGUCAUAAAGUAAUACAGGCCAGUUGGAAAUAGGAAACAAAUUCCUGGAAAAAGGCAUUGUGAAAACUAGAAACGUUCUUCGUUUGACCCAUGUCUUGGCAUAUAGGAAUGUUCUUUACAGUGUUCUGGAAUAAGAAACUCCUGGACUAUGAUUUCUGCUUCAGCAGAGAGCGUUGAGCACGUUUCCUACUUUCCUUUCCAUAUCUGGAAGAAAGCGGUGCAUGGAAGGAUACUGAAAUGUAAUUGUAGACCUGUCAAAACAGCUCACAGUGGACUGGUGGCACCCUUUGAAGACGGCGAUAUGCUGAUGGAUGAAUUUGUCAGGAAAACAAUUGUUUCUCUUGGCUUGUGGAUUCUCUUUAACAAUAUGGGAAAAUACUUAGUCCUGAAUCCAGUUUGCUUCCUGAUUUCGUAAUUGACAAAGCUGAGACGGUGAAACCUGACUGUUGAAGGGUGCAAGGUGUGAACCUGCUCAAGCAGGUACAACUGACAGGUGCUUGCAAAGAUGUCUAAAACUAACAAAUCAAAAUCUGGAUCCCGUUCUUCCCGUUCGAGGUCUGGAUCAAGAUCACGCUCACGGUCCUUCUCCAAAUCUCGUUCCCGUUCUCGUUCUGUCUCACGGUCAAGAAAACGCAGACUUAGUUCUAGGUCCCGUUCAAGAUCAUAUUCUCCAUCUCAUAACAGAGAAAGGAACCAUCCGAGAGUCUAUCAGAACCGGGAUUUCAGAGGUCAUAAUAGAGGAUACAGGAGACCGUAUUAUUUUCGUGGCCGAAAUCGAGGGUUUUAUCCAUGGGGCCAGUAUAACCGAGGAGGAUAUGGGAAUUACAGGUCAAACUGGCAAAAUUAUCGCCAAGCGUAUAGCCCUCGUAGAGGGAGGUCACGCUCUCGCUCACCCAAGAGAAGGUCUCCUUCACCAAGGUCUAGAAGUCAUUCUAGAAAUUCUGAUAAGUCAUCUUCUGAUCGGUCAAGGAGGUCUUCCUCUUCCCGGUCUUCCUCAAAUCAUAGCCGAGUUGAAUCUUCCAAGCGUAAAUCUGGAAAGGAGAAAAAGUCAUCUUCCAAGGAUGCCCGGGCAUCUCAGGCUGCAGGAGAUAAUCAAGGUGAUGAGUCUAAGGAGCAGCCAUUUUCAGGAGCAGUGGCUCAAGAUGUCAAGGCAUCUGAGGGAUCAAAACCAUGGCAAGAUAUGACCUCCUAUGGUACAAGUUCAGCGUCAAGAGCUUCUGUGUCUGAACUUAGCCCAAGGGAACGCAGUCCUGCAUUAAAAAGCCCACUCCAGUCGGUUGUGGUGAGGCGUCGUUCUCCUCGGCCAAGUCCAUUGCAAAAGUCGAGCCCUCCGCUGUCCAACCCAUCACAGAUGAGCUCUGCUUUACAAAGCAGCAGCACCUCCUUUCAGGCAGGCUCUCAUCAGAGUCCGUUUGACCAUGGCUCGGCAGGUUUGAGCCCAACAAGGAAGAGCCCUGUGUGCAAAAGUCCAACACCAAUCAGUUCGAUUUACAGUACAUCUCAGAAGGAGGAAACCACAGCUCCUGGAGGAGGAGCCUUCUCAAAAAGGUAUCUGGAAGAGCAGAAGACUGAGAAUGGGAAAGACAAAGAACAGAAAGUAACAAAUGUUGAAAAAGAAAAAUCUAAAGAAAAAGGGAAUUUCUCUGAGUUGGGAUCAACAGAUGGAAAGGCAAAAUCUGACCCCUAUGCAUCCAAAGCAGACUCCGAGAAGGGAUACCGCAGCAGCCAGUCACCCAAGCGCUACAAGUUCCGGGAUGACUUUGACAAGCUAAAGGUCCCGGAGUUCCACAAGGAAAGUCAUUAUGGCAAAGAGGAAACAGAUGAGCAGGAAAAGAAAGACAAGGCAAAGGGCCGAAAAGAUUCGGAAUUUGAUGAUGAGCCCAAAUUUAUGUCUAAAGUCGUAGCAACUUCAAGUAAAAGUCAAGAAGAGGAUAGGCCAGGAAAAUGGGAGGGCGUGGUGUUCUUGCCACCUGGAAAAGAGAAGCAAAGGAAACCCGAUGAAAUGGAGGAGGAAAGCUAUUCUGAAAGAUCAAAAAAAGAAGAGAGACCAGCAUCCAAGAGAGCUGAACCAGGUCACAGGGGGUUUGUUCCUGAAAAGAAUUUUAGAGUGACCACUUACAAAUCAAGCCAGGAAAAAAGUUCUUCCCCCCCACCAAGGAAGGCUUCUGAGGUAAAGGAGAAACCAGGCACCAAAGUAGAGGGGCUAGCUCCUGGCAAAUCCUCCUUUUCCAUUACUCGUGAGGCCCAGGUCAAUAUUCGAAUGGAUUCCUUUGAUGAAGAUCUUGCACGUCCAAGUGGCAUAUUGGCUCAGGAACGUAAGCUGUGUCGUGACCUUGUGCACAGCAACAAAAAAGAGCAAGAAUUUCGUUCGAUUUUCCAUCAUAUUCAGUCUGCUCAGUCUCAGCGAAGUCCUUCUGAACUGUUUGCUCAACACAUAGUGACUAUAGUCCAUCAUGUAAGAGAGCAUCACUUUGGGUCUUCAGUAAUGACACUGAAUGAACGCUUUACCAAAUAUCUAAAGAAAGGAAUGGAACAAGAUGCAGCUAAAAACAAGAAGAGCCCUGAAAUCCACAGGAGGAUAGAUAUAUCUCCCAGUACUUUUAGAAAACAUGGAUUCUCUCAAGAGGAAACGAAAAGUUCCAGAGAUCCUGGCUUCAAGGCUGAAGGGAAAUAUAAGGACGACCCUGUUGACCUGCGCCUUGAUAUUGAACGCCGUAAAAAACAUAAGGAAAGAGAUCUUAAACGCGAUAAAUCCAGAGAAUCGGUGGACUCAAGAGAUUCAAGUCACUCAAGGGAAAGAUCAACUGAGAAAACGGAGAAAAGUCACAAAGGCUCAAAGAAAAAGAAACACCGAAGGGUACGCGAGAGAUCCAGGUCCAGUUCGUCAUCUUCGCGGUCCUCUCAUUCAGUCAAAGCAGAGGAGUAUCCUGAGGAGACUGAGGAGAGGGAGGAAAGCACCACAGGCUUUGACAAGUCCCGACUUGGGACUAAAGAAUUCACUGGUCCAAAUGAGAGAGGAAGAGCUAGAGGGACCUUUCAGUUCAGAGCAAGAGGGAGAGGAUGGGGCAGAGGCAACUUUUCAGGCAACAAUAACAGCAACAGCGGUGGCAACAACGACUUCCAGAAGCGAAGCAGAGAUGAGGAGUGGGAUCCAGAGUACACACCUAAGAGCAAGAAGUACUACUUGCACGAUGACCGGGAGGGCGAAGGUGCGGACAAGUGGGUGAACAGAGGCCGUGGUCGGGGUGCUUUCCCCCGAGGAAGAGGUCGCUUCAUGUUCCGAAAGUCAAGCACCAGCCCCAAGUGGGCUCAUGACAAAUUCAGCGGAGAAGAAGGAGAAAUUGAAGAUGACGAAAGCGGAACAGAAAACAGAGAGGAGAAGGACACCUUACAGACGACGGCUGAAUAGCCGCAGUGUC